GAGCACAGCAAGAAAUCGUUUACAAAGUGGGCUCAAUAUUCACGCUGAUACAAGAAGCUUCUCCAAUCCAUAUUACAGGCUUUGAACCGGAUCAGAUUUGUGAUCUCAUGCCUGCUCUGUUUCAAGUGGGUUUGUUUCUGGUUAUUCCCACAACAAGAUAUCAAGCACACCACGCUCUUAGUUUCAAAAAUAUAGUAUAAUUAGAUAAACAAGAACAGCAAUCUCUUUAAUUGUACCAUGUUUCCUCAGACAAAGGUACAGUGUUCUCGAAUCAUGUUCUUGAGAAAUACAUGUUCUUGGGUGGAGUCGUUCAAGUCAUUAAUCCUGUGAGUUGCCUUCAAAAUUGUUCAUCUUUGACGUAAUCGUCGUAUAGGCGUCUCGGAGGGUUCUCUUUUCGGGGUCCUUGCUCUUCCACGGCUUCACGGACUAAGCGCGGUUGAAGAUGGAUUUGGAGCUUCCCUUUGCCGUGCACAUGAAAGAAGAAAAUUCAUUUCUCUUUUUGUUCCUCUGUUGAUGUUCACGGGAGAUGGCGAGAUCAAUGGUUACAUUCUUCAUUUCGCCAAGAUCAUGGUUUCGUGGAAGGAUGAAGUGCACCCUCCUCAUUCACACCUCUUCAGUCUACCAACCCCCGCCAAAGCACUCCACAGUCGAAAACUAUGAAGGUCUAGAUCCCCAACGCCUUCUCAAUUUGCUCAACUCGUGCACAAAUUUCGAACAGAUGAAGCAACUACACUGCCAGAUGGUCACAAGUGGUCUCUCUUACACCAUCCCCACUUCCGUGAAGCUUAUAGAGAUCUCUUCUUCUUCUUCUUCAAGAAUGGACUAUGCCAGCCUAGUCUUCCGUGAAGUGGAAAACCCAGAUACCCAUCUUUGCAAUUCCAUGAUUAGAGCCAAUGCCCAUCUUAAUUUGCAUGAAGAAGCGAUUUUUGCAUAUAUCAAGAUGCACAGGCAGUCCAUCCUUCCUGACCAUUACACAUUUCCGAUUUUGUUGAAAAGUUGUGCUCACUUAUCACUUUUGGAUCUUGGCAUGUCCACCCAUGGCGCGAUACUCAAGUUGGGUCUUGACUCUAAUGUGUUCACAGAUACAGCACUAGUCUACAUGUACUGUAGCUGCAAAUGCCUGGACUCUGCGCGGCAAGUAUUCGAUCAAAUGCCUGAACGAAAUUCUGUUUCAUGGAAUGCUAUGAUAACUGGCUACACGCAUAAUCGGAGAUUUAUGGAGGCUUUGGAUCUGUUCUCCAGGAUGUGUGCUUGGAAAAUUGGAGUAAGUGAGGUUACUGUGGUUUCCGCACUCUCAGCAUGUGCUCAUCUCGGUGCUCUGAACCAAGGGAAAUGGGUCCAUUCCUUCAUCAAACAAAACGAGAUAAAAUUGAAUGUGUUCGUAGGUACUGCUCUGAUAGAUAUGUAUGCCAAAUGCGGGAGCAUAACCGAGUCAGAGAAGGUAUUUCAAGCAAUGAAAAGAAAGAAUACUUUCACCUGGAAUGCGAUGAUCUCAGGGCUGGCCAUGAAUGGACACGGUGAAGCUGCUGUUGAGCUCUUCUCCAGGAUGUUGGAGGAGAAUAUCAAGCCUGAUGGGGUUACUUUCCUAGCUAUUUUGUGUGCUUGCUGCCAUCAAGGUCUAGUUGAUGAAGGGAAAGAAUUUAUGAUCAGAAUGGAGAAAGAGUUUGCACUGCGACCAAAUAUCGAACACUAUGGAUGCAUGGUUGAUCUUCUCGGCAGGGCAGGCUCUUUAGACGAAGCCAUGAAACUGAUCAACAGCAUGCCUAUUAAGCCUGAUGCAGCUAUCUGGCGGGCUUUGCUUGCUGCUUGUAGGGUACAUGGGAACAUGGAACUAAGCGAGUUGGCAAUUGGUAAUCUUCUUGAGUUAGAGCCUAAUAAGGGUGAGAAUUAUAUUCUUCUUGCAAAUUUACUUGUACGAUCUCGAAAGUGGGAUAAAGUUGCAGAAGUGAGGAAGACGAUGACUGAACGAAGGAUUAAGAAGGUCCCUGGUUGCAGUUCAAUCGAGGUUGAUGAUGUGAUCUAUGAGUUUACCGUAGGAGACAAAUUUGAUGGGGUUGAGUGGGAUAAGAUCGACUCCAUGUUGGGUGAGAUGAGCAGGGAGUUGAGGCUUGCUGGUCACGUUGCAGGCACAGAAAUAGUGUCUUAUGAUAUUGAAGAAGAAGAGAAGGAAAGCUCGUUAAUUUACCACAGUGAAAAGGUUGCUAUCGCUUUCGGACUUUUAAGGACUCUUCCCGGAACUGUCAUCAGGAUAGUGAAGAAUCUGAGGGUGUGCAAUGAUUGUCAUUCUAGUAUAAAACUUUUCAGUCAGAUAUACGAGAGAGACAUAACUGUUAGGGACAGAAACAGGUUCCACCAUUUUAGCGGCGGAACCUGCUCUUGUAGAGAUUACUGGUAACAGAAGCAGAUGUACAUAUUCUAUGGAAUGGAUGGAAAACAAGCUAGUGUCUUGCAGUU
Messenger RNA from Nymphaea colorata (pocket water lily), 2454 nucleotides. RefSeq names its product pentatricopeptide repeat-containing protein At2g02980, chloroplastic-like. Gene Ontology annotation, biological process: RNA modification. Gene Ontology annotation, molecular function: zinc ion binding; protein binding; RNA binding. Lineage: Eukaryota; Viridiplantae; Streptophyta; Magnoliopsida; Nymphaeales; Nymphaeaceae. The record is from RefSeq and is a predicted model, not a curated record. The coding region runs from base 527 to 2395 and encodes 622 amino acids. The transcript has a single exon.